This is a messenger RNA of Entrophospora sp. SA101, 1098 nucleotides long. NCBI's taxonomy places the organism in Eukaryota, Fungi, Glomeromycota, Glomeromycetes, Entrophosporales, Entrophosporaceae. The record is from the annotation of a GenBank genome assembly.
AUGGAAGUAAAAAAACAAGACCACCGGGAAAUUGCCAAAAAUUUGGAUUUAUAUGCCCUUGACGAAAAGGCCGGUCAAGUAAUUACUCCUGUUCUAGGAAAUAAAGAACUAUACCAAAUUAGUGGUCAUUUAUUCCAUUACCAAGAUUACAUGUUUCCGGAAAUUAGUCGUAACAAUGAAAGCUAUUACUUGCGACCAAUGACUUGUCCUCAUCAUUGCUUAAUUUACCAACAAAAAAUUCUCUCUUACCGGGAAAUGCCUCUUCGUUUAUGUGAAAACUCUCUUUUGUUUCGCUAUGAGGCUUCGGGAGCUCUCAAAGGUUUAGAAAGAAUUCGCUGGUUUGAAUUAGCCGACCAUCACGUUUUUGUAAACAUUGAGAGUUUAAAGGAAGAAUUAAAAAGAAACUACUAUUUUAUUCAAGAUAUAUUAAAUAAUUUAGAUUUUGCUAUUGAAAGGUUAGUUUGCUCGCUUCAUGACUCCCAAAAUAAGGAAAAAUAUCACCCUGACAAAGAGUUGUGGCAAAAAUCCGAAAACUUGUUAAUCACUGCUUUGGAAGAAAUGAAAGAAGAAACGAAACUGGAAUAUUUAAUUCAAAAAGGGGAAGCAGCUUUUUAUGGUCCGAAACUAGAUUUAGAAGUAAAAGCGGCUGACGGCAAACAUAUCACUAUUGCAACUAUCCAACUGGAUUUUCUUUUACCACAAAAGUUUAAUUUGCGGUAUAUCGACAAAGAACAAAAAUUACAAACUCCCAUUAUUAUUCACCAAAGCCCGAUUGGUUCUUACCAAAGAUUUAUUUCUUUACUGCUGGAGAAGACAAGCGGCAAAUUACCUAUCUGGUUAGCACCGGUUCAAUUAGUUAUUUUGCCUUUAAAUGACCAAAAAGAAGUAAAAGAAUACAGUGAAAAUUUACAAAAAAAGUUGUUAUCUAAUAAUUUCCGCAGCGAAAUUUGGCAAGAAAAAACCUUAAAUUACCGAGUCAAGCAAGUUUAUGAAAAAAAAAUUCCUUAUCGUUUAGUGAUUGGGGAGGAAGAAUUGAAAAACAAAAAAAUUAAAAUUAGUUUACACUUACUCACCGAAGAAAGUCAACGAACUAACUGA